UAGGACAUAAACAUCACAAACCAAAACCUCAAAAACCAAAACCUUAAAAAAACAAAAACCUCAAAAACAAAAACCUAGUAUCAUUUUUCAAUGGCUUCACUUCCUUUGGUAACAACUCUUUUGAUUUUGUUUCCUUUUCUUUUCUCAACUAUUGUUUAUGGUUACUCUCUAAGUUCCAUAAAAUCAUGGUGUAACCAAACACCUUACCCUCAAACAUGUGAGUAUUAUUUAACCAACAAUGCUUUCAACCAAACUAUAAAGAGCAAAUCCGAUUUCUACAAGGUUUCGCUUCAACUCGCGAUCCAACGAGCACAAAAGGGCGAACAAAAUACUCAUUCUCUUGGCCCGAAGUGCCGUAACGCGCAAGAAAAAGCCGCUUGGGCGGAUUGUAUUGAACUCUAUGAUUUUACGGUCCAAAAGCUUACUCAAACAACCAACCCUAAUUGCAAACAUACCGAUUCUCAAACAUGGCUUAGUACCGCUUUGACGAAUCUCGAAACAUGCAAGAGGGGAUUCUAUGACCUAGGUGUCACAAACUAUGUCCUACCUUUGAUGUCCAACAAUGUAACAAAGUUGUUGAGUAACACCUUGGCUCUCAACAAGGUUCCUUUCCAAAAACCUAGUUACAAAGAUGGAUUUCCGACAUGGGUUAAGCCCGGUGAUCGGAAGCUUCUUCAAACUUCCUCGGCCGCCUCGAAGGCGAAUGUCAUCGUUGCUAAAGACGGUUCCGGUAAGUACACGACCGUGAAGGCGGCGACCGAUGCUGCGCCGAGUGGUAGUGGAAGGUAUGUGAUAUAUGUGAAGGCUGGUGUUUACAAUGAACAAGUUGAGAUCAAAGCAAAGAAUGUUAUGUUGGUGGGAGAUGGUAUUGGGAAGACUAUAAUCACAGGUAGCAAAAGUGUUGGAGGUGGCUCCACUACCUUCCGUUCAGCAACCGUUGCUGCGGUUGGUGAUGGAUUUAUAGCUCAAGACAUCACAUUUAGAAACACAGCAGGAGGAGCAAAUCAUCAAGCUGUUGCAUUCCGUUCCGGCUCCGAUCUUUCGGUAUUUUACAAAUGUAGCUUCGAAGGUUACCAAGACACACUAUAUGUUCAUUCCGAGCGACAAUUUUACCGUGAAUGUAACAUCUACGGAACCGUCGAUUUCAUCUUUGGCAACGCCGCGGUCGUGUUGCAAAGUUGCAACAUUAUCGCAAGAAACCCGCCACAAAAAACAAUCACCCUCACCGCUCAAGGACGAACCGAUCCAAACCAAAACACCGGAAUAAUAAUUCACAACUCUAAGGUUACGGCCGCGUCCGACCUAAACCCUAGCUCGGUUAAAUCGUACCUCGGUCGCCCGUGGCAAAAAUAUUCAAGAACCGUUUUCAUGAAGACCUCUAUUGAUAGUUUUAUUAACCCUGCUGGUUGGUUGGAAUGGAGUGGUAACUUUGCUUUGGAUACUUUAUAUUAUGCUGAAUAUGCUAAUACAGGUGCAGGUGCUUCCACUUCAAAUAGGGUUACAUGGAAAGGUUACCAUGUUCUUACUAGUGCUACUCAAGCUUCACCUUUCACCGUUGGUAAUUUCAUUGCCGGAAGUUCAUGGUUACCGAGCACCGGUAUCCCUUUCACCGCCGGACUCUAAGUGUUUGUGUGGAAUCACAGCGAGUUUAUCAGAAUCAGAGUGAAACUCUGAUUUUGUUAAAUUCGCUGUUUAUCCAUACAUUCAUAAUUUAUCAUUGGAAUUUAUGUUGCAUUAUUAUUUGUUGAAUAUAAUUGUGUUACUAAUUAAUUGAUUGGCUGUCCUAUUGUAAUAUGAAAAUAAAAUAAUUUAGCAUGGCCAAUAAAUUAAUUGUAUGGUUAGUUGUAUUGCUUUAUUUUGAAGAAUUAUUGGUCUUUUUGUUUAAUUGUAUUUGAGUAAAGAAAUGAAUAAAGAUGAAAGUUUCAUUAAA
Molecule: messenger RNA, 1930 nt
Organism: Vicia villosa (hairy vetch)
Lineage: Eukaryota; Viridiplantae; Streptophyta; Magnoliopsida; Fabales; Fabaceae
Product: pectinesterase 2-like
Exons: 2
Coding region: 91-1623 (510 amino acids)
Biological process (GO): cell wall modification
Molecular function (GO): pectinesterase activity; pectinesterase inhibitor activity
Source: RefSeq, a predicted model, not a curated record